This is a messenger RNA of Psilocybe cubensis, 1179 nucleotides long. RefSeq lists its product as uncharacterized. Bases 1 to 1179 code for a protein of 392 amino acids. NCBI's taxonomy places the organism in Eukaryota, Fungi, Basidiomycota, Agaricomycetes, Agaricales, Agrocybaceae. The record is from RefSeq and is a predicted model, not a curated record. The transcript is spliced from 3 exons.
AUGGAUACUUCAACACACAAACGUCCUCGUGCGUCCUCGUCUUCGUUUGCCACUUUUCCAGAUGGCGGCGAUCCUCCUCACAAAUCGUCUCGAAUCGCCAUCUCUUCCAAAAAUCCUCCUUUGUCGAGCUUUGAGGCGUCAACGAUGGCAACAGAGGGCUCGGCUCUCGUUACUGGGCAUCCACUCUACUGCAGUUUGCCACCCACUUGCCACCACAAGCCAACACCGAUAGCCAACACGCAGGAUCUUGAGAGACACUAUGGCACCUAUCACGCCCAUGUAUGUGAACUGGAUAACUGCGGGUGUGUUUUCCCGGAUGCUAGGCUUAUGGAGCUCCAUCAAAACGAAUGCCAUGAUCCCAUCGCUGCAUUACGGAGAGAGCGAGGAGAAAAAAUAUUUCAAUGUCAUAUACCUGCUCCAGCCUGCGGUCGUAACUUUCUCACCCCGAAAGCACGCCGAUUGCAUCUUAUUCAAUCUCACGGAUAUCUAAAGGAAUACUUUUUUGCUGUCACCAACAAAGGAAUUGGAGGACUAUUGAAGAAAUGGGGAGAGGGCGCAACAAUGAUUCGCAAGGAGUGGAAACCGCGGGAGGGAAAGGGAGACUCUGAUCAAAUGGAUGAAGAUGAUAGCGACGAGGAGCAACUUUCCCAAGACGACGAGGACAAAGUGUUGUACCAAAAAGACGACGACAGAACUGAAGAUGAAGAAGAGGAACCCGCUGAUCUUGAAGCUACCCCUCGUAUGCUACCUCGGACAACAGGAAUACAUUCUCCACAAUCCUCGAUAGCAUCCUCAAAGGGUAGCGAUCGACGACAAUCACGACAACGCAAUCGACAGCAUGCUGCUAACAACGAUGCCACCGCCACCGUCGCUGGAUUGACUGAUUCUAUGAACUCACUUUCCCUCGUACCUGAUUCGAUCAGGUUUGGUAGAGGCGGAAAAAGCGGGGCAAUUAUCCCCAAUCCACGCGGGUUUCGUGGUCGUGGUAGAGGCCGUGGUGGGCACGGAGGAAGCCAAGCUGCAAAUGCCAACGUUGGACCAACUGGGAGAGCAGGUGGAGGAUUUGGUCCGUCUGCAACGGGUAACACAGUAGAUGGGCCGCAGCCUGAAUGGGUCUCGAGAGGGCGCGGACGCGGACGACCUAUGCUAAGAGGUCGCGGUAGAGGAAGAGGCGAUUGA